AUGACAACCAUACAGUCAGAAUGCCCAAGAUGUUUUUGUGAGGCCGAUUCCAUUACAGGCGUUACAAAAUAUAAGGAAGCGGUAUUGAGAAGAGUGAAGAAGAACAAUUCGAACUUCGGAAGAUAUUUUUACGGAUGCGAAAGACAUGGCAGGAGCGACUGUCUUCCAGCAUGUGAUUUUUUCAAAUGGGUGAAUGCUGGUGAUGGCGAAGGAGAGGCAGGACAAUUACCUAACCCUGUUCCAAUUAUGAAUGGAAGAGCCAGUGUGGCAGCCGCACACCCUUUUAAUACAAUUAACGUAAAUGACUUGAAUAAUGUCGUAACUGCCCGACCUAUUCUCCCCACAAAUUACGAUACACCUCUUACCGGGUCACUUUCAAACCCUUCUUGCGUUCCUUCGCUGGCUGCUGCAAACUCUCACUCUUUUCCAUCCAAUCCUCCGUUGAUACACACGCCUACAUUAUCAUCUGUCGUACCAAACACAAAUCUAGAACACACUCUGCUUUGUUACAUUCGUAGGCAAGAUCGGAUUAUUCUUGCAAUGACAAAAUCGAGGAACUUUAUGCGUGACCACGCUGCAAAUCUGGCAAAACAGCGAGACGAAAAGGAGAGAGAAUAUAUCGAAUUGCACAGAAAAUGGACAAACUUGCAAGGAAAGUUGGACGAAGACGAAGAUGAUAAUGCCGAUAACAAAAUGAAUUUUAGUUUAUAUGGGCUCGCCGAUGACGCCAACAUCAACAUUACCGUUACUGAUAUCAGUAAGUUGGACCAUAUGGACAAUAUCAGCAGGACUGAUUAUACUGAAAAAGUUGAUGCAUUGGACAUUCCUUCCAACGUUGUUCAAGACGACGAUGUUACUACAACCAUUGCACCACCACUUUUCCUUACACUCCCAUCAACAUCGACAUUCGCAGCAGCAUUUGGCAAUCUCAACGAAAAAUCCAAGACCACAGGGAACAAUACACAACAGGAUGUUGAAGUGGAGGGACAGGCGGGAGCCGGUUUGAUCAAAAUCGUCAUGACAGGCACAUACAAUAUUCGUCGCGUGUCAAUUGAUUCUAGUCUGCUUGAGGACAAGCACAUACUGGAAGACUUUGUGAUGGCUGCGUUCAAUGAUGCAAGGCGUAAAUUCGGGACAUCAACUGAAGAACCUUCAGAAAGUUUGUUGAGCCGUUCGCCACUAUCACUGGGCUUCAAAUCGCCGUUCUACAGAACGGAGCGGGAACAGCGGACGGAAGAAUCUCGUCCUGCCUCACUUGACAGGGAAUAUGAAGACUCUACAAUCGUUAAUUCACGAUUGUCAAUGUCCGCAGAGUUUGACAGUCUCAAGGAGAAAGUAAAAUCCUUGGAAAUAGAAAACGAUAGUUUGAAGAAACGCGCCAAGAAACUCUGUUCCACCAUAGAGUCAGAGAAAGAGUCACUUAAACAAACGAAUUCGGACCUAUUGGUCAAAGUGGAUUUCCUUAAAACAACAAAAGGUCUUUUGACGACAAAACUUGAGGACUUAAAUUCAAAAAUAAGUUCGCUCGAGGAGGACAACGAGAAACUGAAAGCUCACGUAGAUACACUUGAAGAAGAGAAAAAGAAGUGUAGGACGAUAUGUGAAGUGGAUGUUGAAGAAUUUAGAAAGCGGGCUAUUGAAGCAGUCAGAAAAGCAGAGAGUUCGAUAAACACGACUGCGUCACUGCAAGAAGAAAUAGAUGAACUGAAACUCAAGGUUCGCGAAGUGGAGGUAAAAAGAGAUUGGUGGAGAGUACAAGCAGAAAUAAAGGAGAAGGAUAAUGAAUUGCUAAGAGAUGAACGGGAUUUUGCCCGUGAAAUGGAAGAGAAGUAUCUGAAGGAAUUAUUGGAAUGGAAAACCAAGGCUACCGCAGGCGCGGCGUGA
Paraglomus brasilianum is the source of this 1884-nucleotide messenger RNA. The record is from the annotation of a GenBank genome assembly. Lineage: Eukaryota; Fungi; Glomeromycota; Glomeromycetes; Paraglomerales; Paraglomeraceae.